Molecule: messenger RNA, 2221 nt
Organism: Pristis pectinata (smalltooth sawfish)
Lineage: Eukaryota; Metazoa; Chordata; Chondrichthyes; Rhinopristiformes; Pristidae
Product: complement C4-B-like
Exons: 16
Coding region: 86-2041 (651 amino acids)
Biological process (GO): complement activation
Source: RefSeq, a predicted model, not a curated record
AUGAGUAACUUAACUCCGAUACCGAUCGUGAAAGCGGACAAGGUUUGGCAUUCGAGGAGCUGCUCGUCCAAUCUGGGCAGUGCUGAUGACCACCGCCUCGAUUAUGGAAGCCCUGGCCAUCUUGCUUCUUGUCUCUUCGUGGGUUUCGUUUACUGAACAAAAGCCUUCGUAUUUCAUUACAGCUCCAAAAUUAAUCCGUAUUGACGUGAAGGAGUCCAUCACCGUUCAAGUAUUCGAGGCACAGAGCAAUGUUGAUGCUUCUGUGUACUUGAUCAAUCAGAAGACCAUGGACUUGUGUUCAGACAAGUAUGUGCUGCAUCUGAACCAGACAAACUACUUCACUCAAGACCUCCUUAUCCAGAUCCGACCGGAACAGGUGGAGAAGUGCAAGGUCAACAGAAGGACGUCGUACAUCACGCUGGCAGCAGAGAUGCCGGAACUCUUUCCCAAGCGGAGGAUGGUUCACCUGCACCUUCGGCCCAAACCUUACUUUGUCUUCAUCGAGACCAACAAGCCGAUAUACAGACCCAAAGAGACAGUCUACUUUCGAAGUUUUACCUUGGACCACAAAUUGAAGCUCACAGACUGCAAGGCCACAUUGGAGAUCUUGCAAGCAAAUCAUGUGGUUAUGGAAGUUGAGAGUCGGAGUGAGGGCUCAGAGAAGAUCUGCAGAGGCGAAAUACACAUCAGUCCCUCAAUGGUUGGAGACAUUGAGAUUCAGGCUGCUUCCACGGGUUAUUCGGAGUACAAUGGUCACAGGAAGUUCCGGAUUAUGGCUCCAGGCGAGACCGAAGGUCAAAGAAACGACACAGCAGUUAAAAGCUACGUCGUCAACCUGACCAAGACAAGACGCUUCUUUAUACCUGGAGCUCCCUUCCAAAUUCAGGCAACAGUGACAUACCCAGAUCAUUCGCUUGUUAUGGAGGUGCCUAUUGAGAUUUCUAUACUCAUCACAGAGAAGAAAACAAUACAGGUUUCUCAGAAAGGACUCACAGACAACAUUGGUGAGAUGAGUCUUUCCUUCACUGUCCCUCCAGAUGCCAGUGAGAUGUACAUCACAGCGACUGCAGGAAGUAAAGACAGUGGCACAGAAGGAAAGAGUGAGAUCGCAGUAAAAGCCCAUCAGGGUAACCAGACCUACCUGUGUAUCGACGUACCCAGUGCUCUCCUGUACCCUGGGGACAGCAUCGAUGUGACACUCACAGCUCUGGGUCUGACCGACAGCAGCAAUGUCGAUCACUAUUACUACAUGAUCCUGAACAAAGGAAAGCUGCUGCACCAUGAGAGAAUUGGGAGGUCCACCAACACCUCAUUCCUGGUUAACAUCACACAAGACAUGGUACCUUACUUCCGCAUCGUAGCCUAUUACCUUGUGGAGAUCAACGGCAAAAAAAGGCUGGUCUCGGACUCGGUGCGUUUGGAAGUGGAGGACCUGUGUGACGUGAAGUUUCAGAUCCUUCCCAGCCUGCUGAUGGACAAUGACCAGCGAGACCUGCUGCUCUCGGUUUUCACCGAGAGUACGGCAGAUGUCUACGUGCAAGCAGUGAAUGAGCAGCUCGCCAGCGCUCACGUGGACCUGGGGAUGUUUCAGCAGGUCUUCUACAGAAGGGACUUGUAUGACUUUGGCACCUCCUAUGGAGGGGGCCGAAACACAGCCAAGGUCUUUGAGGACGCCGGGCUGCGAUUCAUCUCUGAUCUAAUGCAGUCGUCGGAACUGAGAGACAACACAGUUGUUCCGUGGCAGAGAAGUCCAUUGCAGCCACACAGAGAUGGUCUUAGGAUUGCAAGCACAUAUCCGAUCAUACAGCCCUUGUACAGGCUGGCGUGGAUGUGGGAGAUACAGGAAACUACAGGGAGCAAAACAUUUCGAUUAACAUCGGAUGUGGCUCCACCAAAGCUGUGGGAAAUUUCUGCAUUUAGUGUUUUGGAAAACAGCGAGCUAUGCAUUGCAAAACCGCUGAUCAUUAAGAUAAAUGAUGAAGCUGACCACACCUGGGUAAACCCUGACUCUGAAUUCCAUCGAACCGAGUUAAUUCUAUGAAAUGUGUGAAACUGAGUUUGCCAUACGUAGCUGUGUCAUCAUACAACAACCACCUGAUUAGUCACGUUACAGUCCUCUCCGCGAUCUUUCCACAUAACAGUGACUUUAACACCAAGUGGCUUUGCUUCUUCAUAUGUUGGUGAGUCCAUUGAGUAAAAAAAUAAAUAUACUUGAAACACU